AUGAAUUUCUUAAAGGGACACACACUGAACGCGUUCAAGGAACCCCGCGAGAGGGAAUAUCCCCUUCCCGCAUCGCCAAUCCCCACCGGGACGCCUCUCGCAUUGCAAAAGGAAUCUCCCUCGCGUGCUACCGGCUCUCAAAUGGCGUUCAAUCAUGUUGAUGUCGAGCAGAUCAUGGAGGAUUAUGCCUGGGCACAGUAUAAGGAUAUUCAGAGCUUGAAAAAGACGCGUCUCGACGAAUUCCGGGGUCUGGAUAAGGACGACAUCGAAUUUGUCGUGAAUCGGAAAGCCCUGGUGAUCGUGCAUGAGGAUCCAGAUUACGUCAACUUCAUGCCAUCGGGCGCCAAGCCGUUUACCCUCUUCAAAUCCGUCUUCACCAACAACACCAAUCGACCACAGGAGUACUCGUUUAAGACGGAACGAACGACGGAAUCACUGUGCGCUGUCGCCCGUGAACAGGGAUACACAAUUGGGGCCGAAGCCGAGCUUACACUCAAGACGCCUUGCGAAAUCGCGGAGCUGAAGGCGGGCUUCAAACACGAGAUGCACUUCAACAAUCUCUCAGAAAAUGCCAUCACCGAGACGUUGAGUUGGGCUGUCGAUAGCAAUGUCUCGGUGCCGCCCGGCUACCAGACAGAAGCCUCAAUCAUCAUUGAAGAGAUGAACUAUCGUGGAUCGUAUACAGUAGUCUCGCGUCUCUCUGGAACUGUUCUCAUCUCAAUUCGAAGGCGACGCGACAACGUGCUAAUCAUGCCGAUUCGAGCCCCGAUUGCCGAGAUUUUCAGUACGCUGAUUGCCUCGCCGCUUUGCAAGAAGGAGGUGAAGCAGGUCGUCCAGAUCGAAGGCAACAAGGUGGUCCGAUUGACGAGCAAGGGAAAUUGCCAAUUCCAGUUUGCGACGAAGCAGCGUAUCGAUCUGAAUGAGAGGGCUGUACGGGGGGCAGAGGUGCAUAUUCCC
This is a messenger RNA of Mesorhabditis spiculigera, 957 nucleotides long. Lineage: Eukaryota; Metazoa; Nematoda; Chromadorea; Rhabditida; Rhabditidae. The record is from the annotation of a GenBank genome assembly.